CAGGUGGAGUCCCUCUAUUUACUAGGUCUGAUUCAACAGGAAAUUAACCUUGGAUCCAUUUUAGUCAUCACUCUGAAAUUCUUCAACAACCAGGGAAUAUUAGCAUGACUGUUACCUGGGCAACAUGGCCAGUGUUUUCUUCACGUUGAUUUUACUCUAUACAACAGCCAUAUCCUCUUCAGGAGUCUCAGGAGUCCCUCAGCUGGAGCCCCUGAAUGUGACUGUGCUGCGGGGCUCAGAGGCUCGGUUUAACGUCAGCCUGUCUGAGGCCUGGUACUCCAUGUCCUGGAUGCUUAAAACUGUUUUGAUCCUCACCAUCAACAGUGACACCGGUGUGUCUGAGCACAACCCCCGUUUCUCCGUUAACAACUACUCCAGCGCUGACAUAAACUGCUGGGAGUUCAUCAUCCGAGACGUCUGGAGGAACGACUCUGGCGACGUCAGCUGUGCCGUCCAGGAAAAGCCGACCCAGACCGCUCAGCUCUCUGUCCAAGAGAGCGGCACAGUGAGGAUUGUGGGAGGUAACAUGACAGUGGCCCAGGGCCACCAGGCCAUCAUCCGGUGUGAGGCCUCUGGUUGGUUCCCUAAGCCCACAGUGAGCUGGGUGCUGGAUGGGGUUGUGGUGGACCAGAACAGCUACAACAGUAGCAGUGAGGCCCUGGACGGUCUGUAUAACUCCAUCAGCCUCCUCACUGUCCGUGGGGUCAACAGUGUCCAGGUGAAGUGCCUGGCCAGCGUAUCUGCCCUAACCACCGCACUAUCCAGCUCCAUCUACCUGGUGGUUGAGCCCCCUGACUGGACUGUGCUCAUAGCUGUUGUUUGUUCCAUCGGUGGCUUCGCUUUGCUGGUGCUGCUCAUCCUUGGAAUCGUCUUCUGCUGCAAACGCAGAAAAGAAGCAAAAUCCAGCUACCAGAAGGAAAUGGGGAGAACGAGGUCCCAGAUCCAGAGGAGUGGUGGUGCAGUGGAACAGAGACAGGGCAAGGAUAACCCUGCAUACGUGAUAGACGGCCAAACAAGUGUUACCCACAGUGAAUUCAACGACAGUGGUUACAUCCAGACUAACUAUACAAAAUAUUUAGAGAUUCCUGAUCUUGUCAAAAGAAACCAGGCAGCAAAUGGCCAUGCCAGUGCAUACAACACCCUGGGUGGAACUGGUGUCAGGAAACACAGACAUGUUACUAUUGUGUGAAGGAAUUGUACAAUCUUACUCACAUACAGCAGAAUCAAGCUCUAAAAUAUGUCAAAUGCUCUCUAAAUGUUUUAAUGUUGCCCUUCUCUGCUCUGCAUGUUGUCAUUUUGGAAACUUCCCCAACUUUUGAAACAAAGUGGUGCCUCUAUUUUGGAACUAAGCCUCGAAGGGUUUGCUUGUAGGGGAACCUACCAGGCCAAAUAAUGUCAAAACACAUCUAUAUCAACUAAGGGCAGGGGCAUAUGAUGCCAACCAAACAAAUUCUCCUUGAGUUUUAGGAGCAUGUCAGAGGGGUAAAGGACAUCAUCUGCUUUCUACAUUUCUGUCUGGGGAGUUGUGUAAACUUUUUUAAAAAAAAGUUGAAUUUUUCCAUUUAACCAGGUUGACCAAUUGAGGUCGAAAUAUCUCUUUCACAAGGGAGACCUGAAGGGGGCCAAUGUUCAUUAAAGUACAUGGAAGAUCAAUUAUUGGCACACUGGGAAAACUAUACAUUUCUACAUGGUUUUAUAUAAUGGCAAACUGGGUGUAAAUUAGUCCACAAGCACGCAGCCAAAAUCUUUUUGACAGUAAGGUUCGACCAUGCAAGGUAAAUGUGAUGGAAACUUUGACUAACUGAUUGAUGCACGAAGGCCUGCCUCUCAACACUCCGUCAUGAGCACAGGGCUUCAUAACUCUGUUAGGUUAAGAGCUUGUCCGCCCACAGCCCCAGCACCGCCAAAUUUAUAUCUAGUGUACCAGCUAGCGCUGUGGUGGGCCUCAUAAAAUCAGCAUGAUUGAACCAGAGGUUUAUGACAGUAGAGAGAAUCCUCCUCCUUCCCUUCAGCCCAUAAGAAGGCACCUGAGUCCAUUGGAACUCUCACUGCUUCAGCCAUUCAGGUUUAGGGCUAUAUCAAUGUUAAAAUGUAUUCUCUUUUUGUUAAUGGCAUGUAUGCAAUGUGAUUCAGUAGACAUAUUGAGAAGUGUCAUUACCUGAGGCUAGGGUUGCAAAAUUCUGGUAACUUUCCCGAAAUUCCCAGGUUUUCCAGAAAUCCAGGUAGGAGUAUUGCAGGAUUUCCUGCUCAUUCCCUCCAAGAAUCAUCCAACCCGUAGUUCUGGAAAACCAGGGAAUUUUGAGAAAUUACCGAAAAUGUUUCAACCCUACCCGAAACAAAGUUUUGUCAUACUCCGAAAACAUGAUGGUGCAGCACUUUCCUAUAAGAGUCUUCCAUCAUUAUCAUAGUGUAAUAACUAUAUAAUAAUGGGCCUUUUUGUUCAAACAGAACUUAAUCGUUUUAAAUCAAUUCUGUAUUUAUAAUAAAAAUGACAACAAUUGUUUACUGUAAUAUGCAACAUCUUGUAAUUGUGAGGUAUGGAUUUACCAGAUGAAGUAUGUCAAAUUGUUUUGACAGGGUCAAGUCCGGUGAUGUAUGAUGUAAUCAAAUAAGCACUUUCUAAUUUUCCUACGAAGGACAUUACCAUGACUAAUAGGACGUUUCAGAGUGCAACAUAAGCAUGGGAAAUACUAAUGACCAUUUCAGAGUUAUAGUUUCCAAAAGCCAUGGGGCGUAAAACACAUUCACCCAUAUUUUUCACUCUACCAAUGAAGAGAGUCAAUCGGUCAGCCUGC
Molecule: messenger RNA, 2795 nt
Organism: Coregonus clupeaformis (lake whitefish)
Lineage: Eukaryota; Metazoa; Chordata; Actinopteri; Salmoniformes; Salmonidae
Gene: igsf5a
Product: immunoglobulin superfamily, member 5a
Exons: 9
Coding region: 125-1189 (354 amino acids)
Biological process (GO): cell-cell adhesion
Source: RefSeq, a predicted model, not a curated record